Cavia porcellus (domestic guinea pig) is the source of this 3593-nucleotide messenger RNA. Its product is annotated as glutamate receptor ionotropic, delta-1. The record is from RefSeq and is a predicted model, not a curated record. Bases 172 to 3297 code for a protein of 1041 amino acids. Gene Ontology annotation, biological process: synaptic transmission, glutamatergic; modulation of chemical synaptic transmission; monoatomic ion transport. Gene Ontology annotation, molecular function: transmitter-gated monoatomic ion channel activity involved in regulation of postsynaptic membrane potential; glutamate receptor activity. The transcript is spliced from 17 exons. Lineage: Eukaryota; Metazoa; Chordata; Mammalia; Rodentia; Caviidae. Gene Ontology annotation, cellular component: postsynaptic density membrane; plasma membrane.
GGGCUGGGCUGCGCUGCGCCGGGGCGGGCGCAGGGCGCGCGGGGGAGACGCACGGUGGGCUCGGUUCUCCCAGGAGCGGCCCGGGGCUGCACCGGGACCGGCGCCUGCCCGCUCCGCGCUGCCCUCGGCCUCGCCCCGGGCCCGGGCGGAUGAACCGCGCGCCCGGGGGACAUGGAAGCGCUGACGCUGUGGCUUCUCCCCUGGAUCUGCCAGUGCGUUACGGUGCGGGCCGACUCCAUCAUCCACAUCGGUGCCAUCUUUGAGGAGAACGCAGCCAAGGACGACAGGGUGUUCCAGCUGGCCGUGUCCGACCUGAGUCUCAACGAUGACAUCCUGCAGAGUGAGAAGAUCACCUAUUCCAUCAAGGUCAUCGAGGCCAACAAUCCGUUCCAGGCCGUGCAGGAAGCCUGUGACCUCAUGACGCAGGGCAUCCUGGCCUUGGUCACAUCCACAGGCUGCGCAUCUGCCAACGCCCUGCAGUCCCUCACGGACGCCAUGCACAUCCCACACCUCUUUGUGCAGCGCAACCCCGGGGGCUCCCCGCGCACCGCCUGCCACCUGAACCCCAGCCCCGACGGUGAGGCCUACACACUGGCCUCAAGACCGCCCGUGCGCCUCAAUGACGUCAUGCUCAGGCUGGUGACAGAGCUGCGCUGGCAGAAGUUUGUCAUGUUCUACGACAGCGAGUACGACAUCCGUGGACUCCAGAGCUUUCUGGACCAGGCUUCGCGGCUGGGCCUCGAUGUCUCUUUACAAAAGGUGGACAAGAAUAUCAGCCACGUGUUCACCAGCCUGUUCACCACCAUGAAGACGGAGGAGCUGAACCGCUACCGGGACACGCUGCGGCGCGCCAUCCUGCUGCUCAGCCCGCAACGGGCUCACUCCUUCAUCAGUGAGGCCGUGGAGACCAACCUGGCUUCCAAGGACAGCCACUGGGUCUUUGUGAACGAGGAGAUCAGUGACCCUGAGAUCCUGGAUCUGGUCCACAGUGCCCUGGGCAGGAUGACCGUGGUCCGGCAGAUAUUCCCUUCCGCGAAGGACAAUCAGAAGUGCAUGAGGAACAAUCACCGCAUCUCCUCCCUGCUCUGCGACCCCCAGGAAGGCUACCUUCAGAUGCUGCAGAUCUCCAACCUCUACCUGUACGACAGUGUUCUGAUGCUGGCCAACGCCUUCCACAGGAAGCUGGAGGACCGGAAGUGGCACAGUAUGGCGAGUCUUAACUGCAUACGGAAGUCCACCAAGCCAUGGAACGGAGGGAGGUCCAUGCUGGACACGAUCAAAAAGGGCCAUAUCACCGGCCUCACGGGGGUGAUGGAGUUUCGGGAGGACAGCUCGAAUCCCUACGUCCAGUUCGAAAUCCUCGGCACGACCUACAGCGAGACCUUUGGUAAAGACAUGCGCAAGGUGCCUGGGUCUUCUGUGUUGCCAAGGCAACGCUCCUCAAAACCCCGAAGCCAAUCUGGAAUCAGUCUGAGGAGCUUCAGAGCAGGAGGCCAGAAUCUGGCAACGUGGGACUCGGAGAAGGGUCUGAACGGCAGCUUGCAGGAGAGGCCCAUGGGCAGCCGCCUUCAAGGACUGACUCUCAAAGUGGUGACUGUCUUGGAAGAGCCUUUUGUGAUGGUGGCUGAGAACAUCCUUGGGCAGCCCAAGCGCUACAAAGGCUUCUCCAUAGAUGUCCUGGAUGCACUGGCCAAGGCUCUGGGCUUCAAAUACGAGAUUUACCAGGCCCCCGAUGGCAGGUACGGGCACCAGCUCCAUAACACCUCCUGGAACGGGAUGAUCGGGGAGCUCAUCAGCAAGAGAGCAGACGUGGCCAUCUCGGCCAUCACCAUCACCCCCGAGAGGGAGAGCGUCGUGGACUUCAGCAAGCGCUACAUGGACUACUCGGUGGGGAUUCUCAUCAGAAAGCCGGAGGAGAAGAUCAGCAUCUUCUCCCUCUUCGCCCCCUUUGACUUCGCGGUCUGGGCCUGCAUCGCGGCUGCCAUCCCCGUGGUGGGCGUGCUCAUAUUCGUGUUGAACCGAAUACAGGCUAUGAGGGCUCAGAGCGCCGCCCAGCCUCGGCCGUCCGCCUCUGCCACCCUGCACAGUGCCAUCUGGAUCGUGUACGGAGCCUUCGUCCAGCAAGGUGGCGACAGCUCUGUGAACUCCAUGGCCCUGCGCAUCGUGAUGGGCAGCUGGUGGCUCUUCACCCUCAUCGUGUGCUCCUCCUACACCGCCAAUCUUGCUGCCUUCCUCACAGUGUCCCGGAUGGACAACCCCAUCAGGACAUUCCAGGACCUGUCCAAACAAGUGGAGGUGCCUUACGGCACCGUCCGGGAUUCUGCCGUCUAUGAGUACUUCCGCGCCAAGGGCACCAACCCCCUGGAGCAGGACAGCACGUUUGCCGAGCUCUGGAGGACCAUCAGCAAGAACGGGGGAGCUGACAACUGCGUGUCCAGUCCUUCGGAAGGCAUCCGGAAGGCAAAGAAGGGGAACUACGCCUUUCUGUGGGAUGUGGCCGUGGUGGAGUACGCAGCUCUGACGGACGACGACUGCUCUGUAACUGUCAUUGGCAACAGCAUCAGCAGCAAGGGCUAUGGGAUUGCCCUGCAGCACGGCAGCCCCUACAGGGACCUCUUCUCUCAGAGGAUCCUGGAGCUGCAGGACACCGGGGACCUGGAUGUGCUCAAGCAGAAGUGGUGGCCGCACACGGGCCGCUGUGACCUCGCCAGCCACUCCAGCGCCCAGACCGACGGCAAGGCCCUCAAGCUGCACAGCUUUGCCGGGGUCUUCUGCAUCCUGGCCAUCGGCCUCCUCCUGGCCUGCCUGGUGGCCGCCCUGGAGUUAUGGUGGAGCAGCAACCGGUGCCACCAGGAGACCCCCAAAGAGGACAAAGAGGUGAACCUGGAGCAAGUACACCGGCGCAUCAACAGCCUCAUGGACGAAGACAUCGCGCACAAGCAGAUCUCGCCCGCGUCCAUCGAGCUCUCGGCCCUGGAGAUGGGGGGCCUGGCGCCCAGCCCGGCCCUGGAGCCCACGCGCGAGUACCAGAACACCCAGCUGUCCGUCAGCACCUUCCUGCCGGAGCAGAGCGGCCACGGCGCCGGCCGGACACUCUCGGCAGGGCCCAGCAGCAGCCUGCCCCUGCCGCUGAGCAGCGCGGCCACCAUGCCCCCCAUCCAGUGCAAACACCGGUCGCCCAACGGGGGGCUGUUCCGGCAGAGCCCGGUGAAGACCCCCAUCCCCAUGUCCUUCCAGCCCGUGCCUGGGGGGGUCCUCCCGGAGGCCCUGGACACCUCCCACGGCACCUCCAUCUGACCGCACCGCCUGCCACCGCCCGCCCGCCCGCCCACCCGACCAGCAGAGCUUUUUAAUACGAGAAACGACAAGACCACACACGCACACAUGCACACACACGCACACAGACUCACACACACACAGAGACUCUUUCAUGUUUCUUGUACAUACGUGUAAAUAAUGACAGAAUGGAGUGGGGUAAAAGUGUAUUUUGAAUAUUCCCAAUUUUCGAAGUCAGUAAAAAAACCAUAAAAACUGUAUGAACGACUUUGUAAAUUUUGUUCUAUAUGAAUAAAAAGGCAAAUUACUUGUGAUCA